AAUUAUCAUAGACCACAAUAUAUUAUCCACUUCUCACUCUACACAUCUCUUCCUUGCGCACAACCUCAUCUCAGCCGUUCCUUCCUCUCAGCUGGAAGGAAAAGUCUCUUCAUCUUCUUCUCCUUCUCUCACCCACCAUUUCAUCCCCUCUUCUCUCACUUUCUCUCUCCUCCAUUUUUCUUCUGAUUUCUGGUGGAAAUCAUGGCUGGGGCAUUAAUUCAAUCAACUAACAUCCCUGCUUCAUUUGCGUUAAAUGGUCAAUUUCAAAGAUCUGGUAAGGGUAAGAAGGCUGUGAAGAUGAUGGCCAGCCUUCAAGCCCCCGGAUAUAGAGUGCGAAGUUUCUCAGGGUUGCGUGGAGGAAAUGCAUUGGAUACUUUGGGUACUACUAGUGAAUGUUUCUAUUCCAAGAUGAGAGCUGUGCUCUCUGUACGUAAAGGGACAGCCAGCCGGGGUGUAGUUAGAGCUAUGUUUGAACGUUUUACUGAGAAAGCAAUUAAAGUUAUAAUGCUUGCUCAAGAAGAGGCGAGACGGCUAGGUCACAACUUUGUUGGCACUGAGCAGAUUUUGCUGGGUCUUAUUGGUGAAGGCACUGGAAUUGCUGCUAAAGUUCUGAAGUCCAUGGGAAUUAAUCUAAAGGAUGCUCGUGUAGAAGUUGAGAAGAUAAUUGGAAGGGGCAGCGGAUUUGUUGCUGUAGAAAUUCCAUUUACUCCUCGUGCCAAACGUGUUUUGGAGCUUUCAUUGGAGGAAGCCCGUCAACUUGGCCACAACUACAUUGGAUCUGAGCACUUGCUUCUGGGUCUUCUUCGUGAGGGUGAGGGUGUAGCUGCUCGUGUUUUAGAGAACCUGGGUGCUGAUCCUAGUAACAUUCGUACUCAGGUUAUUCGUAUGGUGGGUGAAAACACAGAAGCUGUUGGUGCUGGUGUUGGAGGGGGCACUACAGGGAACAAGAUGCCAACCUUGGAGGAGUAUGGAACAAACUUGACAAAGUUGGCCGAAGAGGGAAAAUUGGAUCCUGUUGUUGGAAGACAGCCACAGAUUGAACGGGUUACCCAAAUUCUGGGUAGGCGAACAAAAAACAAUCCUUGUCUUAUUGGUGAGCCCGGUGUUGGUAAAACAGCAAUAGCAGAGGGCCUUGCUCAAAGAAUUGCUAAUGGUGAUGUUCCAGAAACAAUCGAGGGAAAGAAGGUUAUAACUCUUGAUAUGGGACUUCUGGUUGCUGGAACUAAAUAUCGUGGAGAGUUUGAAGAAAGAUUGAAGAAGUUGAUGGAGGAAAUAAAACAAAGUGAUGAAAUAAUUCUAUUUAUUGAUGAAGUACAUACUUUGAUUGGAGCCGGGGCAGCAGAAGGAGCCAUUGAUGCUGCAAACAUCUUGAAGCCUGCUCUUGCAAGGGGUGAAUUACAGUGUAUUGGAGCUACCACCCUCGACGAAUACAGAAAACACAUUGAGAAAGACCCAGCAUUGGAAAGAAGGUUUCAGCCUGUUAAAGUGCCUGAGCCAACUGUAGAUGAAACUAUACAGAUAUUGAAGGGGCUGCGUGAACGCUAUGAGAUUCAUCACAAACUUCGGUACACUGAUGAAGCACUGGUGGCUGCAGCACAACUGUCAUACCAGUAUAUCAGUGACCGUUUCCUUCCGGAUAAAGCUAUCGACCUUAUUGAUGAAGCGGGCUCCCGAGUUCGGUUGCGCCAUGCACAGCUCCCUGAAGAAGCUAGAGAGCUUGAGAAAGAACUUAGGCAGCUCACGAAAGAGAAGAAUGAAGCUGUUCGAGGCCAAGACUUUGAAAAGGCUGGUGAGUUGCGUGACAGAGAAAUGGACCUCAAGGCCCAAAUUAAUGCUCUUAUAGAAAAAAACAAGGAAAUGAGCAAGGCAGAGACAGAAGCUGGGGAUGUUGGUCCUACUGUCACAGAAACUGAUAUUCAGCACAUAGUCUCUUCCUGGACUGGUAUUCCAGUUGAGAAAGUGUCUACAGAUGAAUCUGACCGUCUUCUCAAGAUGGAGGAAACACUUCAUACUAGAGUUAUUGGUCAAGAUGAAGCUGUUAAAGCCAUUAGCCGUGCCAUCCGUCGUGCUCGUGUAGGCCUUAAGAACCCCAACCGUCCAAUUGCUAGCUUCAUCUUCUCAGGGCCAACUGGUGUUGGAAAGUCCGAACUUGCAAAAGCUUUGGCUGCUUACUACUUCGGUUCUGAAGAAGCCAUGAUACGGCUUGAUAUGAGUGAGUUCAUGGAAAGGCACACUGUAUCCAAACUUAUUGGUUCACCUCCUGGUUAUGUGGGUUACACUGAGGGUGGCCAGCUUACUGAGGCUGUUAGACGCCGUCCUUACACAGUCGUGCUUUUUGAUGAAAUUGAGAAGGCUCAUCCUGACGUCUUCAACAUGAUGUUGCAAAUCCUUGAAGACGGCAGGCUGACAGACAGCAAGGGAAGGACCGUCGACUUUAAAAACACACUCCUGAUCAUGACAUCGAAUGUUGGAAGCAGUGUAAUUGAAAAAGGUGGGCGCAGGAUAGGUUUUGACCUAGACUAUGACGAGAAGGACAGCAGUUACAACCGAAUCAAGAGCCUUGUGACUGAGGAGCUGAAACAGUACUUCAGGCCUGAGUUCUUGAACAGGUUAGAUGAGAUGAUUGUGUUUAGGCAACUUACAAAGCUGGAGGUUAAGGAGAUUGCCGAUAUUAUGUUGAAGGAAGUAUUUGAGAGGUUGAAGAACAAGGAAAUUGAGCUUCAAGUAACAGAGAGAUUCAGAGAUAGGGUGGUGGAUGAAGGUUACAACCCUAGCUACGGUGCUAGGCCACUGAGAAGAGCCAUAAUGAGACUUCUGGAGGACAGCAUGGCUGAGAAGAUGCUUUCAAGAGAAAUCAAAGAGGGUGAUUCAGUGAUUGUAGAUGUUGAUUCUGACGGAAACGUUAUGGUCCUCAACGGUAGCAGUGGUGCACCUCCUGAGAGCUUACCAGAGGUCAUCACUGUGUAGAGAUCAAACACUCCUACUGAUACUUCCUAUGUUUAUUUGUACUUGGAUUUGCCUUCUGAAUUCCGUAUACAUAUGGUCUUUGUUAUGAAUGUAGAGAUUUUAAAGCAGGACCAAUUGGUUUACAGUGGCCAUUUGUGACAUUAAUAACAUGUCAUAACACAGAUUCAGAAAGUUGUAGUAUCAAUUUUUCUCUGAGAAGUAUGAUAGUAGGUAAACUUUUGGCUUUUGUAGGAGUUAGAAUGAUGUAGCUUAAGGAUAAUGAAAUUCUUAUUCUAGUAUAGUCUGUUUAUCCUGUUCAAGUAAUUAAUGGUUCAUCCUUUGUGA
Molecule: messenger RNA, 3291 nt
Organism: Chenopodium quinoa (quinoa)
Lineage: Eukaryota; Viridiplantae; Streptophyta; Magnoliopsida; Caryophyllales; Amaranthaceae
Product: ATP-dependent Clp protease ATP-binding subunit ClpA homolog CD4B, chloroplastic
Exons: 10
Coding region: 202-2967 (921 amino acids)
Biological process (GO): cellular response to heat
Cellular component (GO): cytoplasm
Molecular function (GO): ATP binding; protein binding; ATP hydrolysis activity
Source: RefSeq, a predicted model, not a curated record